Molecule: messenger RNA, 1224 nt
Organism: Carassius carassius (crucian carp)
Lineage: Eukaryota; Metazoa; Chordata; Actinopteri; Cypriniformes; Cyprinidae
Gene: rab3ab
Product: RAB3A, member RAS oncogene family, b
Exons: 5
Coding region: 115-777 (220 amino acids)
Biological process (GO): protein localization to plasma membrane; maintenance of presynaptic active zone structure; regulation of exocytosis
Cellular component (GO): plasma membrane; axon; endosome
Molecular function (GO): GTP binding; GTPase activity
Source: RefSeq, a predicted model, not a curated record
AGCUCUGAACCCGCCCCUCUUGACGUCACACGUCUUUCAAGUGACGUCAAAGUGUCUGCAGGUGCUGGAAGAGGCGCAGUAUUGGCGUAAGUGACGCUUAAAACGGCUUUUACGAUGGCUUCAGCUACAGAUAACCGUUAUGGACAAAAGGAGUCUUCCGACCAGAACUUUGAUUACAUGUUCAAAAUCCUGAUCAUCGGAAACAGCAGUGUUGGAAAGACCAGCUUUCUGUUUCGUUAUGCAGAUGACUCCUUCACACCAGCAUUUGUAAGCACGGUGGGCAUCGACUUCAAGGUGAAGACAAUCUACAGGAAUGACAAGAGGAUAAAGCUGCAGAUCUGGGACACUGCGGGACAGGAGCGCUACAGAACCAUCACCACCGCCUACUACCGCGGAGCCAUGGGCUUCAUCCUCAUGUAUGACAUCACCAACGAGGAGUCUUUUGCUGCUGUGCAGGACUGGUCCACCCAGAUUAAGACGUACUCAUGGGAUAACGCUCAGGUGCUGCUAGUGGGCAACAAGUGUGACAUGGAGGAUGAGAGGGUCGUGGCCUCUGAGAGGGGACGACAGCUCUCCGAGCAUCUCGGUUUUGAGUUUUUUGAGGCCAGUGCCAAGGACAACAUUAACAUUAAACAAACCUUCGAGCGGCUGGUGGACAUAAUCUGCGAGAAGAUGUCAGAGAGCCUGGAUGCCGCUGAUCCUGCAGUGACGGGAGCCAAACAGGGGCCGCAGCUCACCGAGCAGCCCACCGCUCCGCACCAGGACUGCGCCUGCUGAAAAACCCACGGCUCUCUCUGCACUGCCUUGCACCAACACACAAAAACAACAAGUUUAGAUAUUUAAAAAGAACAAGAAACAUAAAACCCUCAAUUCCCUUACUGCCUCCUCUGGUCACACCCUCUAGCUCCACCCCCUCCUCUCUGAAAACUCAUUUUGACAUCUCAAACUUUGAAAUUAUUUUAUUCAACGUGCAAUCCUUUCGAUUUUAAAAGGAAAGCCUUAAUGCCCUUUAAAGGGAUAGUUCACCCAAAAAUUUGAAUUCUGUCAUGGUUUACGCUCCCUCAAACAAAAAGAUAUUUUGAAGAAUGUUUAACCAAACAGUUGUUGGUCCCCUUUAACUCCCUUAGUAUGGAAAAAAUACUAUAAAAAGUCAAUGGGGACAUUUUAGUUUAAACACAUUCUUCAAAAUAUAUUUUAUAUUCAGCAGAAGAAAUUCAUACAGUU